AUGGCUGUUACUGAACGAGGUGCCGACUGUUCUGCGGCCGAAGCCGGGUUGCCAGUCGACCGAAGAGAGGCAAACGAGACCCCAGUUGAUCCUCUAUUGGUUACCUGGAAUGGCGAUGAUGACCCCGAGCACCCUUACAACUGGAAAGAAUCUCUGAAAUGGGCCAUUACGAUUCUUCUCUCUUUCGGCGGCCUUGUUACCCUCAUGUCAGGCGCAAUGCUGGCGCCCGCCCUUCAAGAGAUCGCACACGAUUUUAAAACCGACGAAAAUCACGCCCAAAUCUUUCUUUCCAUCUACGUCCUUGCUUUUGCAUUCGGUCCAAUGGUCCUAGCCCCGUGCACAGAGGUGUUUGGUAGAAGACCAGUCUGGCUUAUCUGCGCCUGCUACUACAUUGCAUGGAACACGGCAGCUGGGUUCAGCAAGUCCUCUGGGGUCCUCAUCCUCUGUCGCGUCAUGUCUGGUCUGGGCGCCAGCGCUGAGUUUGCAGUCAGUAGCCCGGUGCUCGCAGAUAUCUGGACGCCCGACCAGCGUGGCAAGUCGUAUGCCAUCUCAACAUUUCUGCCCCUUUUGGGGCCUGCCCUCGGACCCAUCAUCGGCGGCGCCGUGACCCAGACAAUCGGCUGGCGAUGGAUAUUUUAUAUUCUGUCUAUUUACGAUGGAAUUCUCGUCAUUGCCGGCUUCUUCUUACUACCUGAGACCUUCAAAGUGAUUCUUUUGGAGAGAAAAGCCAAGAAGCUUCGCAAGGAGACUGGCCAAGCUUACUACACACAAGAAAGCCACGAAAAGUUGGGGUCUAGAUUGGCAGUGUCCUUGACGCGCCCAUUUCGCCUGCUCUUCACGCAUCCUACCAUUCAGUUUAUGGGCAUCCUCCUCGCUUACAAUUUUGGCCUGCUUUACAUCGUUCUCUCGACGUUCGCUACCCUAUGGAUUGACCGCUAUCGCCAAAGUACGCUUGCAAGUGGCUUGCACUAUAUUGCGCUCGUCAUCGGCUACACGGUCGCUGCUCAAGUGGGAAGCCUAUUCAUGGAUAAAAUUUGGGCAUACUUGAAGAAUCGCGCGGGUGGAAUGAAGACGGCUCCGGAAUAUCGCGUACCGCUCAUGGUCCCCGGAGCAGUUCUGGUUCUCGCCGGCAUUUUCAUGUACGGCUGGACUGCCCAGUAUCGCGUACACUGGAUUGCACCUGACAUUGGCAUCGCCAUUUUUGGUUGUGGCAUCAUCCUCAACACGCAGGCGAUGCAAGCCUAUGUCACCGAGUCUUAUCUCGGUCACGUUGCGUCGGCGUCUGCAGCCUCACAAUUCUUGCGCAGUAUCACUGGUUUUGCAUUUCCCAUUUUUGCUCCUUCGCUAUACAGUGAUCUAGGAUACGGUUGGGGUAACAGUGUGUUGGGGUUCGCAUUUCUGGUUCUUGCAGCCCCUGCGCCGAUUGUGCUGUGGUUGUUUGGCGCAAAAAUGAGAGCCAUUGGAAAGCACAAGUAG
This is a messenger RNA of Beauveria bassiana ARSEF 2860, 1476 nucleotides long. Its product is annotated as major facilitator superfamily transporter. The coding region runs from base 1 to 1476 and encodes 491 amino acids. Lineage: Eukaryota; Fungi; Ascomycota; Sordariomycetes; Hypocreales; Cordycipitaceae. The record is from RefSeq and is a predicted model, not a curated record. Gene Ontology annotation, biological process: transmembrane transport. Gene Ontology annotation, molecular function: transmembrane transporter activity. The transcript is spliced from 2 exons.